This is a messenger RNA of Capsella rubella, 750 nucleotides long. RefSeq names its product 17.6 kDa class I heat shock protein 3. Bases 97 to 570 code for a protein of 157 amino acids. Gene Ontology annotation, biological process: protein complex oligomerization; response to hydrogen peroxide; response to salt stress. The record is from RefSeq and is a predicted model, not a curated record. The transcript has a single exon. NCBI's taxonomy places the organism in Eukaryota, Viridiplantae, Streptophyta, Magnoliopsida, Brassicales, Brassicaceae.
CAAAGCACAUAGGUGUUUGCAUCAACAAAGAGUUAAAAAGAAUCCAUAGCUAAGCAAAAACAAAACAGAGCAAUCUCGCAAAGAGUAAGUGAAACGAUGUCUCUAAUUCCAAGCAUUUUUGGAGGCCGUAGGACAAACGUGUUCGAUCCAUUCUCGCUAGACGUAUGGGAUCCGUUCGAAGGAUUCAUGACACCAUCGGGGAUGGGAAGCGCAACGGGUAAGGACGUGGCAGCGUUCACAAACGCCAAAGUGGAUUGGAGAGAGACACCUGAAGCGCACGUGUUCAAGGCGGACUUGCCGGGGCUUAAGAAGGAAGAGGUGAAAGUGGAGGUUGAAGAUGGGAACAUACUUCAGAUAAGUGGAGAGAGGAGCAGUGAGAAUGAAGAGAAGAGUGACAAGUGGCACCGUGUGGAGAGGUCGAGUGGGAAGUUCAUGAGGAGGUUUAGGCUGCCGGAGAAUGCGAAGGUGGAGGAAGUGAAGGCUAGUAUGGAGAAUGGUGUGUUAUCGGUUAUGGUGCCGAAAGUUCCAGAGAGGAAGCCUGAGGUCAAGUCUAUUGAUAUCUCUGGUUAAGCUUAACUUUGAGGAGUUGGAACGUUGAAGAUAGUAACGUGUGAUGCUGUAAUAACAUAAGUGGUGUGUGACUCUCUUUUUUUCUUCUGUUUCUUGUAAUAAUCUAUCUGGUUGUAUCAUUAUGAGUAAAUCUUAAUAAAAGAGUGUUUUGAAAUAUAAAGACCUCCAUUGAUGGUUUAA